CUAUGGCAAUAGGUCUUACCGACGCGGCUUCGUUGCCCUCCUUAGUAGGUGCUCUCAUGAUCCUGACAGCAGCUUACGCGGUCUUCUUAGCAAUUAUAUCGCCUCUACGCAGUAUUCCCGGUCCCUGGUACAGUCGUUUCACCUGCAUCGUGCUCAUAGGAUACAUAUUAGCUGGUCGACGCAUCCAUUAUGUCGACUCGCUACACAGAGAAUACGGGACUGUCGUUCGGCUAUCCCCCGACGAAGUAGCCAUUAGCGACCUCGAGACUUUUUCCCAGAUUCACAAGAUCGGCUUCGGGUUCAUAAAGUCUGCUUGGUAUGAUAAACUCAGAUUCGGCCGGGAGCCUGGUAUUUUUUUCACGCGCAGUCCGCACGAGCACGGUGUCCGAAGACGACUCUUUGUACGCGCUUUUAGCAACGGCUCGCUUUUGACGCACUGGGAGCCCGAUAUCAGACAGAAAGCUGAGCUCGCCGUGAUAAAGAUCAAAGAGGACGCGCAGGCUGGUAGUACCGAUAUUCUAAAGUGGUGGACUCUCAUGGCAACUGAUGUUAUUGCUCACCUUUCGUUUGGAGAAUCAUUCCGCAUGCUAGAAUUGGGCAAGUUUUCAAAGCAAACGCCUUACAUUGACGCAAUUCAAGCUGCCCUCCUCUGUGGAGUGGUACGAAACGAGCUAUCUUGGUUCUAUCCAAUCCUAAGACAUCUUCCUUUCAAAAGCAUCAGGAACAUAAUGAACGCCCACAACAUCGUCUUUGGCCAUGGCGCUCUGGCCGUGCGGAAUAUGCGCAGUGCUAAUGAUGGGCUCAGCACGGCGAAUCUAUUCAGUCAAAUGCUUGGCCAGGCGGAUGGCCAGGAAAAGACAGAAAUAACAGAUAUUGCCGUUCGAACUGAGGCAGGGAAUCUGAUUGUUGCCGGCUCUGAUACCACGGCAGUCACUUUGACCUAUCUUAUUUGGGCAGUUCUGAAGCAGCCUCAGCUUCAGGCCGCGUUGGAGCUCGAAGUUGGUGAUCUAAGUCCCGACCUGACUUCUGAAGAACUGAAGAACGCUCCGCUUCUGAACAGUGUUAUUGAGGAAACUCUGCGGCUGUAUGGUGCCGCACCAGGCGCACUUCCACGUGUUGUACCGGAAAGGGGGCUAUCAGCGUGUGGCUAUUUCAUUCCCUCGGGCAUAGUUGUUAGUACUCAAGCCUACACACUUCACCGUGUCUCUACCAUCUUUCAAAACGCACAGAGGUUCGAUGGCUACAGAUUUAUAGACAAGUCACAAAUGACAGCAGUUCAAAAGACAGCCAUGUCGCCUUUUGGUGCAGGCUCUCGCAUCUGCAUCGGACUUCAUCUGGCUUGGGUGGAGCUACGACUUGGAGCGGCAUUAUUCUUCCGUGAAUAUCGAGGAGCCAAGCUCAACCAUGAGAUGAAUGAUAAAAUGAUGGAAAUGGAUAAUAGGUUCUUGAUUGCACCAAAGGGCCACUGCUGCAAAAUCCAGUUG
Messenger RNA from Clonostachys rhizophaga, 1484 nucleotides. The record is from the annotation of a GenBank genome assembly. Lineage: Eukaryota; Fungi; Ascomycota; Sordariomycetes; Hypocreales; Bionectriaceae.